This is a messenger RNA of Chrysoperla carnea, 826 nucleotides long. Its product is annotated as transcription factor collier-like. Gene Ontology annotation, molecular function: DNA-binding transcription factor activity, RNA polymerase II-specific; RNA polymerase II cis-regulatory region sequence-specific DNA binding. NCBI's taxonomy places the organism in Eukaryota, Metazoa, Arthropoda, Insecta, Neuroptera, Chrysopidae. The transcript has 6 exons. The record is from RefSeq and is a predicted model, not a curated record. The coding region runs from base 242 to 826 and encodes 194 amino acids. Gene Ontology annotation, biological process: regulation of transcription by RNA polymerase II.
CAGUCUACGGACUGUUUGAUUUUCUAUAAGCGUAUUUAACAAAUUCAAGACGCGGUCCGACGAGCUGAACCCGGUGGAGCGCGGCUAUACGACGGCAUCUCCGUGGCCGGCGUUGUCGCUGCCCGGAGGUCCCGUAGAUUUAGAUCCUGUGACAGCAGCUUGGGGUCGUAAACUGUAUCCACCGCCUGGAGUUGGCACCGGACCCACACGUGUGGGAACCGGUGUCACACCAGGUAGUUUAAUGUUUGGCUUACAUCAUCAUCAAGAUGCUGCAACGGCUGCUGGAUUGCAUCAUCAUCAUCAACCACGCGGUCCAGUUACCAGUUUAAAGGAGGAACCACUCAGUGGAUCACAACUUGCUGCAGCACGGUCAUGGAUGCAACCCGCUGUUGUUGAUCAAAGCAGUAUUGGAGUUGGUCGUGCACAUUUUGAAAAACAACCACCAAGUAAUUUAAGAAAAUCAAAUUUCUUUCAUUUUGUUAUUGCAUUGUAUGAUCGAUCUGGUCAGCCAAUUGAAAUUGAACGGACUGCUUUUAUUGGAUUUAUCGAAAAGGAUCAAGAAACAGAGGGUCAAAAAACAAAUAAUGGAAUACAAUAUAGACUUCAAUUAUUAUACGCUAACGGUGUCAGACAAGAACAGGAUAUUUACGUGAGAUUAAUUGAUUCAGUCACGAAACAGGCUAUCAUGUAUGAAGGCCAAGAUAAAAAUCCAGAAAUGUGCAGAGUUUUAUUAACACAUGAAGUUAUGUGCAGUCGAUGCUGUGAUAAAAAAAGCUGUGGUAAUAGAAAUGAAACACCAUCAGAUCCAGUUAUUAUUGACAGGUAA